Messenger RNA from Trichoplax adhaerens, 2226 nucleotides. RefSeq lists its product as uncharacterized. Gene Ontology annotation, molecular function: protein binding. The record is from RefSeq and is a predicted model, not a curated record. The transcript has a single exon. NCBI's taxonomy places the organism in Eukaryota, Metazoa, Placozoa, Uniplacotomia, Trichoplacea, Trichoplacidae. The coding region runs from base 1 to 2226 and encodes 741 amino acids.
AUGGAUGUCAUCCCUAAAGAACUGCGAAAGCUGUACCAAAAGGGCCAUGAUGACUUUAAAAAAGGUUAUUUUAAAACAGCCCGAUCGAAAUAUCAGCAAGUACUAGAUCGAAUUCAUAGUACUAUUAAGAAUACAAGAAUUCUUGAUGAACUUCAAUGUGACGUGAGUUUGGAUAUUUCUGCUACUUAUCGACAACAACAUUGCUAUAGCGAAGCUUUAGAUUACUGUAGUCAAUCAGAGGAGUUAGCAAGAAUGCUGAAAGAUGACUUAAGACUAGCUAAUUGUCUUGAUAGUCGCGGAAAAGUCAAAGGUAUGAAGGGAUUGUUUAAAGAUGCUGCUGAUGAUUAUUUGAAAUCCAUAAAGUUGAAACUUUUGGCUAUAGGGGAUAAUAAUAUCUAUAUCGCUGAUACCUAUCAUGGCCUUGCGGAUAUUUAUUAUUGGCAAGAUAAGUAUAAUGAAGCUCAAGAAAAUUACGAAAAGUCACUUAAAAUUCGAUUAGAUAAAUUUGGAGAUGGUCACUUAAAAACCGCUGAUUCCUACUGCAGCAUCGGCGAUAUGUAUAUCACUAAAGAUAAAAUCGAUAAUGCCUUAUUAAUGUACGAAAAAGCUCUAAAAAUUAGAUUGAGCCAGCAAGGCAGCAAGAGUUUAGCAGUAGCUAAUGUUUACGAUUCCAUUGGAGAUAUAAAACAGCAACAAAAUAAACUUGAAGAUGCUAUGUCGCUGUUCGAAAAAUCCUUAAAUAUAAAAUUAGAAAUUGUCGGUCAACAUCAGUUUGAAGUUACGGAAUCCUACGUAAGAAUUGGAGGAAUCUACCUAUCUCAAGGGAAAGAUCGUGAAUCUCAGAAUAUUAUUGAGAAAGCUCGCGAUAUACGGCUAGAAUUAUUUGGUAACCAUAACUUAUACGUAGCUGAUGCAUUUCAUGAAUUGGCCAAAGUCUAUACAUAUCAAAAUAAUUUCGAGGAAGCCAAGUUCUUGCACGAGAAAUCUUUAAAUAUUUGGCUAGACUUGCUUGAGCGUAAUAGUAUAGAAAUUGCUAAAGUUUAUCAUAACUUAGGCACGAUUUAUUACACAGAAGAAGAAUAUGAGAAGGCUAAUUCAAUGCUUACGAAAGCAAUAGAAAUAAAGUUGGAAUUGCUUGGUCAUGAAAGCUUAAAUGUGGCCGAAUCUUAUCAAGCUCUAGGUAGGUUAUAUACUAGCCUCAGCAAGUUUGAUAAGGCUUUAGAAAUGUAUAAUAUGGUUCUGACUUUACGAUUAAAAUUUUUGGGAGCAACCAAUUUACUUACGGCUCAAAUAUAUUGCGAUAUUGGAGAUAUUCAUAGCAAGCAAAGCCGAUUCAUCGAUGCAAUAUUAAUGUAUGAGAGGUAUCUAUGUAUACAACUUGAAUUAAAAGGGGAAGAUCUGCAAGUAGCAAAGGUAUAUCACAUUCUGGGAAAAAUUUAUCUUGACCUGGAUCAGCUAGAUGAUUCCAUAUCGAUGUUGAAAAAAUCAUUGGUUAUACAGCAAGAAGUUGAUACUAAACAUGCAUUUAGUUUAAUCGAUUUAUAUCUCAAUCUUGGAAUGGCUUAUUACAGGAAAGAGGGCUAUAAUGAUGCAUUAUCUAUGUGUCAAGAAGCCCUAAGCUUUCGUUUAAAAGAAACUAAUGAUCAAAAUUUAGACAUUGGUAAUAAUUAUCAUAUUUUAGGUUUAAUUCAUAAUGAACUCGGUAAUUAUGAUCAAGCCAUUAAUAUGCUUUCAAAAUAUCUUAAUAUUAAGCUUCAGUAUUUAGGAGAAGACGAUGCGAUCGAUGAUCUCAUAAGAUUAUAUAAUACUAUCGCCUAUGUUUAUUAUAAUCAAGACAAACAUGAUGAUGCUAUGUCGAUGUAUUACGAAGCCAAGAAUCUUAUUGUAAACAAAUUUGGUGAAGAAUCAUUAGAGAUUUGCCCCAUUUACGAAGGAUUGGGCAACGUUUAUUUCAAGCAGGAACAGUAUGAAGAAGCUUUAUUGAUGUAUGAGCCCUGCUUAGAGAUUUACUUCGAGAAAUAUGGAAAACGACAUCCAGAAAUUUUAUAUGUUUGCGAUUGUAUGAGAGAAUGCUAUUCUAAACUUGAUAGAGAUCAGGAAGCACUUGAAAUGAUAAGUCUGUUGAAAAUAAAUGAAUCUGAUCUAGAAGUUUUGGCAAAAGAAGAAGCAAAAGAAGAAGAUGAGGAAGAAGAAGAGGAAGAGAAAGACCAAGAAGAAGUACAAUAG